This is a messenger RNA of Tripterygium wilfordii, 1761 nucleotides long. Its product is annotated as acyl-coenzyme A oxidase 4, peroxisomal. The transcript is spliced from 13 exons. Bases 207 to 1535 code for a protein of 442 amino acids. NCBI's taxonomy places the organism in Eukaryota, Viridiplantae, Streptophyta, Magnoliopsida, Celastrales, Celastraceae. Gene Ontology annotation, biological process: fatty acid beta-oxidation. The record is from RefSeq and is a predicted model, not a curated record. Gene Ontology annotation, molecular function: flavin adenine dinucleotide binding; acyl-CoA dehydrogenase activity. Gene Ontology annotation, cellular component: peroxisome.
CGCAUACGGUUUUGACGUUAUCCGUUUGGUUUCAACAAAGUGUGGCUGGCGCCCAAUCAUGGACUUGCGUGCCGGGUGCCUCUUUUUAGACUCAGCUUCCGUAGUUAUUGGACUUCGUAAUCUGAAUCUCACUGCGUCAUUAAUUGCUUUCUUCCGGCAAACCGUUUCAUUCCAACAAGCGGAGCGUUAUCCGAUUCUUAUUCACCAUGGCAACCAUGAACCGGCGCUCAUCGGAAAAUAAAGACGAUAUAGGCAAAGGUCAAAAGAGUUCAUACUUCAAUUUGCCACCGUUGGAUGUUUCCAUUGCAUUCCCUCAGGCUACUCCUGCAUCCAUCUUUCCUCCUUGUGCUUCAGAUUAUUAUCAGUUUGAUGAUCUUUUAACUCCUGAGGAGCAGUCUAUCAGGAUGAAAGUAAGAGAAUGCAUGGAAAAAGAAGUAGCUCCUGUAAUGGCAGAGUAUUGGGAGAAGGCAAAGUUUCCUUUUCAUGUUAUUCCAAAGCUUGGUGCCUUGGAUGUUGCUGGUGGUACAAUCAAGGGUUAUGGUUGUCCUGGUCUCUCCAUGACUGCAUACGCUGUUGCUGUGGCUGAAAUUGCUAGAGUUGAUGCAAGUUGUUCUACUUUUAUUCUGGUUCAUUCAUCUCUAGCAAUGCUCACUAUUGCACUUUGUGGUUCGGAGGUGCAGAAACAGAAAUACCUACCAUCUUUGGCCCAAUUACAGACUGUAGCUUGUUGGGCUUUAACCGAGCCUGAUUACGGAAGUGAUGCAAGUUCUCUGGAAACAACCGCAACAAAGGUGGAAGGAGGAUGGAUACUUGAGGGUCAGAAGCGCUGGAUAGGGAACAGCACCUUCGCAGAUGUAUUGGUUAUAUUUGCUAGGAAUACCACCACAAAUCAGAUAAAUGGAUUUUUAGUCAAGAAAGAUGCCCCUGGAUUAACAGCAACAAAAAUAGAAAAUAAAAUCGGUCUCCGGAUUGUACAAAAUGGAGAUAUUCUUUUGAAAAAAGUCUCUGUCACCGAUGAGGAUAGGUUACCUGGUGUCAAUUCAUUUCAGGAUACUAACAAGGUUUUGGCAGCUUCUCGUUUAAUGGUUGCCUGGCAACCGAUUGGAAUAUCAAUGGGUGUCUAUGACAUGUGUCACAGGUAUCUAAAGGAGAGGAAACAGUUUGGAGCCCCAUUGGCAGCUUUUCAGAUCAGCCAACAGAAACUUGUUCAAAUGCUUGGUAAUAUUCAAGCAAUGGUCCUUAUUGGUUGGCGCCUUUGUAAGUUGUAUGAGGACGGCAAGAUGACAGCAGGCCAUGUCAGCUUGGCAAAAUCAUGGAUCACCUUGAAGGCAAGGGAAACUGUUGCGCUUGGGCGUGAGUUACUUGGUGGCAAUGGGAUUUUGACCGAUUUCCUCGUUGCAAAGGCAUUUUGUGAUUUGGAGCCCAUCUACACAUAUGAAGGUACCUAUGAUAUCAACACCUUGGUAACGGGCAGGGAAAUCUCUGGUCUUGCCAGUUUCAAGCCAGCCGCAUUGGGCAAGCGAAGCCGCUUGUGAUAGUGUAAUGUUGUAAACCUUUCUGCCUAUCUCAUAGUCAUAGGAGAGUUACGGGAGACACUCAUACAAAAUAAAAUUCUUGCAUAUGUUGUUUGGUAUGUACCACUUACCCUACCACUUACUAUGGAUCUACCAUUGAUAUGUGGAUGUGUCAUUCUUGGGAACGAGAGAAAUAAAUGAUAUGAAACCUUACUUGUUCAAAUAAAACAACAUUGAAGUUUAGUCA